This is a messenger RNA of Sesamum indicum (sesame), 971 nucleotides long. RefSeq lists its product as uncharacterized. NCBI's taxonomy places the organism in Eukaryota, Viridiplantae, Streptophyta, Magnoliopsida, Lamiales, Pedaliaceae. The record is from RefSeq and is a predicted model, not a curated record.
GACCUAUUAAUUUAAGGGGCAACCGUGUCCUGGACUCUCUCUCUCUCUCUCUCUCUCUCUCUCUCUAGAUUCCUUCCAACCAUAUAUAUCUACAUGUAUGUGGGACUUGAGCAUAUGCAUAGGUGAGUAGAAUACACAGACAACACAUUUCGGAGAGGGUUUAUAGCACACCUGAAAUCAAAACAAGGAUGCCGGGCUUGUGCAUGAAUCGUGCUGCAACGAGUGUUCGUGUGAGCAUCCGUUCUCGAGUCCGAGUGCGUUCGCCUUCUCAGCAAUACAAGAAAACUGCCAGUUUCAUUAAAGCAGAAGAGAAGUCUGAGAUCCCGAAUGAAAUCCAGGAAUUCAGCUUCAAUAAUUACUUGCCCGAGUCUGAAUCUGGGAACAGAGUCAUGGUUGUAGUUGAUUCCAGCCCGGAAGCUAAAGGGGCUCUGGAGUGGGCGUUGUCGCACACUGUUCAAAGCCAGGACACAAUUAUUCUUUUACAUGUUGCCAAACAAGAUGGAAAAAUGGAUGGGGAAGUUGAUCAAAGGGCAUAUGAUCUUCUUCGCUCCACAAGAAAUACUUGUCAACUAAAAAGACCUGAGGUGCGUGUAGAGAUGGCAGUUCGAGAAGGAAAGCAAAAGGGCCCAACAAUUGUUGAAGAAGCAAAGCGAUUACAGGCCUCACUGCUGGUUCUGGGACACCGAAGGCAGUCGUUUUUAAGGCGCCUGCAGAUGAUCUGGGUAAGCAAAAGGACUCGGAGCAGGGUUGUCGAUUACUGCAUACAAAAUGCUAAUUGCAUGACAAUUGCAGUGAGAAGGAAAAGCAGGAAAUAUGGAGGAUAUUUGAUCACCACAAAACGUCACAAGAACUUUUGGCUUCUAGCCUGACAAUAUGGUUAUCUUGAUAAUUUGAGCUUUGAUGUGCACAGGGCUUUUUAUGGGAGCAAAAUGCAUAUUGUUCUACGCAUGUUACCUGAAAGGAAACCAAUU